AUGGCAGCCGCCGAGUCGCCCCAACUCCGCCAGUCCUGGUUUCCGCACCGCGACAGCCGAACGAGCGGAUGGCUCCUCACGGGGAACCCAAUCCCCGUCGCUGUCAUCACCAUCGCGUACGUCUACUUUGUCAAAGUCGCGGGACCGCGAUGGAUGCGCUACCGCAAGCCUUUCGACCUCAGACGAUGGAUUCUUGUCUACAACUUCCUGACGGCGACGCUGAGCCUCUUCUUCCUGACUUUGUUUGGGAAGUACGCCUACUGGGACAAUGGAUACGGCGUUCUUCAGGACGUCGACUACGGCGGCCUUCCGUCGAGUAACAAGAUAGUGCACCUGUCCUGGUGGUUCUACAUGUUCAGACUGUCGGAGCUCGCAGACACAGUGUUCUUUGUGCUGCGCAAGAAAUCUAACCAGGUCAGUACCCUGCACGUCUUCCAUCAUGUGGUGGUGUCGUGGAACAUGUGGCUGAGUGUGACGUACGGUGGUCAGGCGCACGCCAUGUUCAUCACCUGCAUGAACUCCUUUGUUCACGUCAUCAUGUACACGUACUACUUUCUGGCCGCCUUGGGGCCGGCUUACAAGGAGUAUCUCUGGUGGAAGAGGUACCUUACCAUGUUGCAGAUUGUCCAGUUCUCCCUGCUUUUACUGCACUGUCUGGGUACCGCGCUCGCCAAAGGGAACUACGUGCCUCUCUUCAUCUGGCUCAGCAUAUCGCAAUCGCUGGUGUUUUUUGUGUGGUUCGUCAUGUUCUACAUUAGGGCCUACAAGAUUCGGUGCCGCAUCACUCCGCCCGAGCCCAGUAAAAGCGACUAAUGCUUGGGGUGUGUUAUUGCCUAGAUAAUAAACGCAUAUCGCCGUAGCCCUACUAGUUUUGUGCUGACGUGAUUAUGUUGGAAUUGUUGACGAGCGAUGACGCAAACGCAUGUUUAGCUUGAGAUUCUGAUGUGACGAAGAGUCUUGUGUUUCUGAACCUUUGACUAUUUUAUCUAAAAGUGUCCUUAUUUAGUGCCUUCGCUUCUAGAAGAUUUAUUUUAUGUCAUGCUGGCCAUUUUUACGAACUGUGUGUAAAGUGUUUUGUCGUUUGUGGGAAACAACAAUGAUGGCGCGAAAAGUUGACUGUAGAAAUCUUGCAGACAGUAUGUGCUCAACAGGAGUGGUGAGUAAAGAUGUACACCUUGCAAUUCCGACCCCGUUCCGCACAUCAGGAAUAUUGGUGGCCAUGCUCGGCGCGUUCUGUACAGCGUUGCCAC
Molecule: messenger RNA, 1250 nt
Organism: Ixodes scapularis (black-legged tick)
Lineage: Eukaryota; Metazoa; Arthropoda; Arachnida; Ixodida; Ixodidae
Product: elongation of very long chain fatty acids protein AAEL008004
Exons: 1
Coding region: 1-813 (270 amino acids)
Biological process (GO): sphingolipid biosynthetic process; very long-chain fatty acid biosynthetic process; fatty acid elongation, saturated fatty acid
Cellular component (GO): endoplasmic reticulum membrane
Molecular function (GO): fatty acid elongase activity
Source: RefSeq, a predicted model, not a curated record